AUGAGCACUGUCCAAGGAGGCAAGACCGGCGGCAAGGGUGGCAAGGGCGGAAAGGGUGGCAAGGCCGGCGGAGACAACAAGAACCAGUCGACUCGUUCGCAGAAGGCCGGCUUGCAGUUCCCCGUCGGUCGUAUCCACCGUUACCUGAAGGCCCGCACGCAGAACAACAUGCGUGUCGGUGCCAAGGCGGCCGUCUACGCGUCUGCCAUCCUCGAGUACCUCACCGCCGAGGUCCUCGAGCUUGCCGGUAACGCGUCGAAGGACUUGCGCGUCAAGCGUAUCACCCCUCGUCACUUGCAACUCGCCAUCCGUGGAGACGAAGAGCUCGACUCGCUCAUCCGCGCAACCAUUGCGGGCGGUGGUGUCUUGCCUCACAUCCACAAGAACCUGAUCAAGUCGCCUGCCGAGCUCCAGGGCGGACAGAUGCCCAUCGGCAAGCCCAUGAACCCCAUGGGUGCGCCGCAGGUCCACCAGGGCUGA
Messenger RNA from Rhodotorula toruloides NP11, 480 nucleotides. RefSeq names its product histone H2A. The record is from RefSeq and is a predicted model, not a curated record. The transcript has 5 exons. The coding region runs from base 1 to 480 and encodes 159 amino acids. NCBI's taxonomy places the organism in Eukaryota, Fungi, Basidiomycota, Microbotryomycetes, Sporidiobolales, Sporidiobolaceae. Gene Ontology annotation, cellular component: nucleosome. Gene Ontology annotation, molecular function: structural constituent of chromatin; protein heterodimerization activity; DNA binding.